Messenger RNA from Lytechinus variegatus (green sea urchin), 4618 nucleotides. RefSeq names its product nuclear receptor subfamily 1 group D member 2-like. Bases 663 to 1739 code for a protein of 358 amino acids. The record is from RefSeq and is a predicted model, not a curated record. Gene Ontology annotation, biological process: positive regulation of transcription by RNA polymerase II; hormone-mediated signaling pathway; negative regulation of transcription by RNA polymerase II. Gene Ontology annotation, molecular function: zinc ion binding; RNA polymerase II cis-regulatory region sequence-specific DNA binding; nuclear receptor activity. Lineage: Eukaryota; Metazoa; Echinodermata; Echinoidea; Temnopleuroida; Toxopneustidae. The transcript is spliced from 6 exons.
UGAACUCACGUUGGGGUGCAGACGAUAUCUGAAAGUAGGGAUAUGGAUGCGGCAUAGCUAGAAAAUAAUAAAUAUUGCGCAUUUUCCUUCUCGAUGUACUUUCGAGAUAGAUAACUGCCCUCUUUGCCAGAUAUCGGGCAAGAAACAUCUCGCAUUGUACUAUCUUGCAGUAGGAUGCAAUUGUCUGUGUAUAAGAGCGAUAAAUCUACAAGAAAGUCUUGAGAAUCUUUCUCGCUCUCGAAGUAAUCAGACGUGUCUCCGGUCCACGACUAGUCGCUUGCUCGGGAGCAAAACUCGGUCACCAGUUCAACUCGUCGGAUAUCCAUCGAUAUCAAAAAGCCUCGCAUCCAGUGCAUGCAACGCACCUGUCGAACAUUAAAAUCUUUAUUUCAGCAGGGAAAGUCAAACAGGGGCAGGGUCUAGUUUAUCAACAUUUCAGUUUCGGAAGAUUUUCGAUGGAAUGGUGACUGAUUUACGUCGUCUGCUAUUUUGUAUACAUUGAUGAAGACUGAAUCAUCGUACUUGGAUGGAACUGCCAAGUGUCGUCUGCUACAUAUAAUAACUGCCAGGACUUUAAAGGCAAACACUACCAACAGUCGGUGAUCCUUGUUUAAUUCUGUUGUGACUGGCGUUUUUGAAGUUUAAAAGUGGUGAGUGGUUGAAUGAUGAUGACGUCGAUAUCAAGCAGUGGGUAUGCAGUCUUAUGCCGGGUGUGUGGAGACAAAGCCUCCGGGUUCCACUAUGGUGUGCAUGCCUGCGAAGGCUGCAAGGGUUUCUUUCGAAGAAGCAUCCAACACAAUGUGAAAUAUCGGGUGUGUAGUAAGGGAGACGAGUGCCUGAUCAUGAGAAUUAAUAGGAACAGAUGUCAGUACUGUCGUCUCAAAAAGUGCCUUGCAGUCGGGAUGUCCAAAGAUGCUGUCCGACUUGGUAGAUGCCCCAAGAAGUGCAAGCCCCAGGGUUUGUUGAUGCCCUCCCCACCCCGCUCUCCUGCAGGGGACGGGGACACCAGUGCCCUGGAGGACUCACAGAUGAAGACUGAGCAGCUAAUACUCAGCAUCCAUGAGGCACAGAAGAAGACCUUAUGGGAUUGGGGCAUCCUACAGUGUAGGAGUUACAACCUCUUAUCGCAGGUUUCAGAUAACAAUAACAAUAAUGGAGACAGCAUAAUGGCGACCCGUUCAAAGAUCAUCAACAACCUCAUCACCAACAACUUCACAGCGUCCAUCACCCGCAUCAUCAGCUUUGCCAAACUGGUUCCGGGUUUCCUAACGUUAGACAAGUCGGACCAGAUCACGCUACUCAAACAGGGCUCGCUGGAAAUCCUCCUUGUGCGGCUGGCUCACUAUCUAAACACCAAAGAAGAGGGCGCCAAACUCAUCGAGAGCUGCCAGUCGGCUUGCCAGAUGCUGGAGGAGUGCGGCCUGAUAUCGAUCAAGGAAAUCAUGCUGGAUGUGGUUGACUUUGCGGAGAAAUUCAAGGCAUUGGGGAUCGUGACAAGCGAGGUCGGACUCUUCACUGCAAUUAUCCUCCUCAGUGCAGAUCGUCCUGGGCUGAAGUACCCUCAUCAGAUAGAACCGCUGCAGCUUCAGGUCAUACAGGCCCUGCAGUCCCAGGUCAUGCACAACCAUCCCAACGACCGUUCCGUUUUCCCUCGUCUCGUCACCAGACUAUCUGACGUCAGACAAUUCAGCGUCAUCAACUCUGACAAGAUGCUCAAUAUUUUUGAUGGGGGAAAAUGAGGCACUACUCCUAAGAACAAUCAUGUAUGAAAGACAGUUGAAAGGAACUUUGUAUUAAGAGAUAGAAAACUGACUGCUCUUUGCUCUGUGCGGACUAUAGAGGGCAGCGUUUAUUGUGGCCAUGUCAAUCAUAAGGACCAUCGAGAGAAUGAAGAGAUAGUGUUUAUAGUGACAUAGUUACAGACAACCGUCUGGACAACUUGUGUGUCUCGUCCGAUGAUAGGAGGGUUUUCUCAACGUAUCACUACUUUGUCCCCAAUGACUGCAAAGACUCAUCAUUUUGAUAAGGGCAAUUUCUUUCCAAGCUGCGCUAUGAAUAGAUAUCAAUGAGCAACUGGGGAAUGUUUCACAAAGAGUUAAGUGUGUCUUACCGCCCUCUCACACGGUAAAAAAAAAUCGUAAUUUGAAUGAUGAAUCCAGUGAAAAAUAAGGCUAAUGACAAAUUUUUAGCAUGUGUGAAACCAAACUAGAAUCACAAACGCUAAUCACAAUCAUGAAUUCAAAUUCUACUCCAGAAGGUGAAUUCCAGAUAAGUUUUACUCGAAUCAUGGUACAAAUUUUCUGUAUGAAAGGUCCGAUGAUUCUAAAGACAAUUACAAUGAUGAUUCAAGAUUCACGUGUGGAAAGACCCUUAGAGUCAUGCAUAGAUACCAAUGCACACAUGAUAUUCAACAUACAAUCUGAUUGGUAGAUGUGUGGUAGUGUGUGUCCCCUCUGAUUGAUCUAAAUAAUAUCAUUGAUGUGUUUUGAACCACAGACAAUCUAAGUACGAUUUUUAGUCCGACACAAUUUUUUUUUAAACACCCCCCUGGUUGAUAGUGUAUAAAUACUGUUGUUUUCCAUUCUGGAAUAAUGAAAAAUAUUAUAUGUUGCACUUCUUGUCACCAAUAUUUGUAUGGAAAUGCCUUUAGAAUUUCAAUUCAUUUUUUUUUUAUGAAUGCCAAGUAAAUUUACCAUUUUGGAAGUUGGAUAAUCAUGGGGUUAUGGUUGUAUUUGGCCUUGAAAACAAUUUUUGUGCUUUUCUUGCUUUUCUAUUGGCUAUUAAAGAGCUAAUGGAUGUUGUGUUGUAGGAGUUUUUCACACCCUCUAUGUUAAUAUUUCUGUAUUCUGGCUGUUGCGGUAUUGUUUUUCAUGUGUGUGGCUUUCUGUUGCUGCAUAAUAGUAAGAUAUAUAUUAUGAAGACCAAAGAAAAUCACCCUCUCCCUUGCUGAUAUAGCAUGUGAUCAAUUAAGAGGACUAAAAUUAUGCUUUUGAUGUAAUUCUAGUUCUGGAGUGCUGACCACUGAUGGUCAGGGAUUUUUUUUACUAAUGUAAAGUUGAGUAUGUGGUUAGAAAAUCAUCAAUAUGUUAUUUUGUUAGUACAAUAUCACAAUAUCACUGUCAUUGUUUGCGCUGUUGAUCAAAGCAUCUCUGACUAUAUUUUGGACACCCUUUUCAAUUUUGAACCCUUGUACAUCUGGAUAAAAGCACCUUGUGUGAAUGGGGCCAGUUGUAAACUUGUGAAGUAGUAUUUUUAUCCAUCAAUCUAUCUAAAUGUCUUUCUAUCUAUCUGUCUAUCCAUUUAUCUUAUUGUCUUUACUUUUGCCAGUUUUCUAGCUUUCUGUCUUCAUUUUUGUCUUUUAAUGUAUCACCUACUAUCUGUCCAUCAAUCUUUCUUUCAUCACAUUCUUCUUCCAAUGUGUCAUCUAGAGAUCAUAUUGUCUAUCUCUUUACUGCAUGUUUUUAAGCUUGACGCCACUAAGUCUUCAAAUUCAAAUUCUACUCAUCUCAAAUUUUAAAUUUCCUCUUUUUAUUCAAACUAUUUUAUACUUUCUUGUUAAUUUGUGAAAUCUGAGCCUGUGUUCUCCUCCAAACAAUCACUUUGACACUGUUUCCUUGACUAUUUAACAAUUAUUUGACGCUGUUUCCUCAACUAUUUAACAAUUAUUUGACGCUGUUUCCUUAAACUAUUUAACAAUUAUCUCACCCAACAUUCCAUCGAAAGACAAGUAGAUAGAUACACACAUCCACACAGUAUUCACUGAACUUGUUAAAUAAAUAUCUUAGAUCAUUUGCCUCUCCUGGAAAUAAUGGCUAAAAUCAGUUUCCUUUUUUUUCUGGGACACUGUACACCAUGACCCAUAUAGUAUACUGCAUUCUCUAUACCCACUUGGUUAAUUAAUGACGACGUUUUCCAAAUAAUUGUCCAAGAAAACAAAUGUCUGUAAAAAAACGCAAUGGGUGUUAUUACUAAUGACUUACACAAUUUUUGUUACUUUUUAUAGGACAAUUAGAGGAUUUCAAAAUGGAGAAAGAUUGUGUUAGUAUGACUUCAUCCACUCUACGCACUGUUGUUGGGUUUUUUUUACCCUCCACUUACCAAUUGUCAUGGUUUAGAAAACUCUCUAAGACGUCAAGUGUGUGCAAUAGAAGUAUUUGAUAAUGAUUAUGGUCAUUUUAACUUAUUCACUAUUUUCUUUAGGAAGUAUUACCAUGUUUUGCCCUGCUGCUUCUAUUUAAGUACUACUAAGAAUUACAUGAUCAAACAGGGUGCAAUAUGUAUCCAAAAAGGUAAAAGAAAAUGACAUGAACAAUAUUUUAUUUAAAGAGGGACAAUAAAUAAUACAGGAGAUGAACUUUUAUAAAGUGGAAUGUAUUUGAAAAAUUGUAGUGAUAUGUAAUUUGUGAUGACUGCAUCAUGUUUGGUGACUUUGUGCAUAAGUUUUUCAAAAAUGCUUUAUAGACUUUAAAUAUACAUACAUUGUUACUGUAAUGUCGAAAGAUAUAAUAAUUCUUGUGCACGUUACCUGCGUGAUCAUAUUAUGAAAUAGUGUAAAUUGUAUGUUUUCAAAAUUGUACAGCAGAUUAUAUAAUAUUAUUAAAAUGGCACAUAAACAAUU